AUGUCUCAACUCUGCUGUGAAAUUCUUACUACUAAUUGGGAUCUCCCCCUCCUCCGGCAACCGUCCAACGCCGAUCCUCGUCGUCGCCGGAACAGCAACCGCCCCUCUCGCGCGUGCGUCCUCCGCGCCGCUUCUCGCCUCUCAGGUCUCUUCGCCGCGGAGCCUUCACCGUCGAUCCAUCGGCGGAAGCCGAAGUCCGGGAAGAAAGAGCGCCGGCGGGCGGAGGAGGAGGAGGAGGAAGAAGAAGAUGAGGAGUCGCCGCCGCUGUCGCCACAGCAGCAGCAAUGCGCGAAGAUCGUGACGCAGCUCGUGGAACCGCCGCUGUCGCCUUCGAGGAUGCCGCGGUGGAACCUCCGGUGCAUGUGGGAGUUGGCUUCGGUGCUCAAUUUUUUGCAUCUGUUUAGGCCACUUUUGAAUAUCUCACUUGAAUUUUCUGCUGAAGAGUUCGAGACUGCACUUCUUACUCCCAAUGACACUUUGAGUGAUAUACAUAUGCCUUUGCUUAAGGCAAUCCCUCCUAUUAUACGCAUGGCACUCACACGUGAUACUUGGAUAACUGUAUUAUGCAGAAAAUUGAGAGAUUGGUGGCAUUGGGUUGCUGAUGGGGAUCUUCCAAUUGUUGCGUCACAUGGGACGGAAAUUGAAGUAUAUAAAUCGCUUGAUCCAGGGGUUCGUCUUGUGAUCUUAAAAGCAUUAUGUGACAUUCGUGUUGAGCAAGAAGAUAUCCGGAAUUAUAUUGACAACUCCCUCAAACAUGGUGUUAAACUUUCAACAUUUCGUAAAGAGCGAAUUGGAGGUGAUUCACAUGGAAUUUCUUAUUGGUAUGAAGAUGACCCAGUUGUUGGUCACAGGCUGUAUCGAGAAACAAGAAAAACUGAAGUGAUUCAAAUGAAGAAAGGGAAACCAAGAGGUUCACUGGUUCUUUCUAAUACAUCAUACCAGUGGGAAUCUGUAGCUACCAAUUUUGAUGAAUUUCAAGAUGUUUCUGAGAAGCUUUUCUCAAGUAAAAACAGGACAGAGAUCUCUGUGGGGAAAAAGCUAAAGAUAGACAUGCUUCCUGAAAUUGAGAAAGUCCAUAAGAGAAAGGAAAAGUUGCUGAAAAAGCAACAGAGAGAGGCCCUUCUUCUUGAUAAUUACAUGAUUGCUGAUGGUCUUGCUACCGGACGUUCACUGCGUUAUAGGAAGCCUGUUACCUACACUUUCGAUGAUUAUGAUAAGUCCAUAAAUGAGGCAAUCAAAGAAACCAAACGGAAACAACCAUCCCCAGAAUCCAUGCCCAAGAGAGAGUUGGUAGCAAAACCGGAAGCUUUUAGUAAUGGUAAAUGGAGUGGUCCUUCACAUUCCCCUCAAAAUCUGAAUUUUGGUUGGUCAUCUCCAAAAUCACCUUACUCUGAUGAUGAUGAGGAAGACCAUAUAACGGAUCCACUUGAUCGAACAAAUCGUCGAAGACAGAGACCGAAGCGGUAUUCAGAUAAAGAGUUCCUUGAUCCUGUAUCAGAUAAUGAUGCUGACUUUGACAGCGAUGAUGAUAUUGUUGGAGAAGCUGUAUAUGAUGAAGAGUAUCUCAAGAAGCGUAAGCAGAGAAGGAAGCAUUCUAGUAGCUCCGAAGGAGAUGAAGAAUAUCAGUGGGAUGAAGAUAAUGUCGAAGAGGAAGAAGAGGAAGAGGAAGAGGAAGAAGAAGAAGAUGAUGAUGACGAUGAAGAUUCCUUGAGUAUCAGUGAGGACAGUGACAAACCCCGCAAGUUCAAGGCAUUGCGAGGCCGUACUACGAGGGAUUCUAAACGCAGGCCUGUCAAUGAUUUUCAAUCAGGUCUAAGGCGCAGUAAGAGGUCAACCCGAAACCGUGUAAAUUACCGACAAUACGAGGCGUCUGAAUCAGAACAAGAGUUUAUUAAACCUGAAAAGUCUAAUACAUCAGCUGAUCACUCAGAUCCCAGUGAGAAUGGGGAAUAUAUGAUGGAAAGUGAAGAUUCCGACCGGAAUGAUGAUGAAGACCAGGAAAUGAAAGUAGAAGAGCAGCCUGCUACUUACCCCAUAGUUGAAGAGAAUGAACAAAAUGCACCUCCCGAAAAGUCAAGUAGUCCUGGUCAGGAGGAAGUUGAGAGCAUCGGAAAGCACCAUUUCCUUGAUUUGAACGAGCUCGCCCCUAGCUCGGGUUUCGAUGAUGGUCCAAAUACAAUAAUGAAAGAUGAAGACAAUGAAUGACCACUGAAGCUUGCCCUUCUGCUUGAGUAGAAGGGAGUAGGGAUUGUAAUUUUAUACCGCGGAAGCCGACGUGUAUGAUAAUAGAAUUAUAAAUUUUUGUUGUAAGCUCAGUGUUAGUUAUGAUCAUGAUCUUCCCUAUGGCAUUAUCUAAGCAAACCUCUGAUGCUGCCAGAAGCAGCAUAAUGCUGAGUUAUGUAGGUUAGGUAGUCAUUUUUUUAGUGUUUCUACAUUCAAAGGGUCUACGAAAAUGGAGGAGGAAAUGUUGGCGGGGUUUGUUUGACCCAUCCAAUUGAUGUACAAUAACUUAACAGGUACUGUAACUUUAAAAAGAUGCGGCUUUCAGAUUAAUGAGCACUGCAGUUUUCUAUUUA
Molecule: messenger RNA, 2576 nt
Organism: Arachis duranensis
Lineage: Eukaryota; Viridiplantae; Streptophyta; Magnoliopsida; Fabales; Fabaceae
Product: DDT domain-containing protein DDR4
Exons: 13
Coding region: 1-2205 (734 amino acids)
Biological process (GO): regulation of DNA-templated transcription
Cellular component (GO): RSF complex
Source: RefSeq, a predicted model, not a curated record